UGUGUUAUAUAUUUGGUUGACUGCAUAGUGUCGAUGAGUAACUGGCCAGCCGUACCGUCUUUAGCUGAAACCCGGUGGAUCCCAAUUUCAGAAUUAAAAGGAGAGAGAAGAGACAUCCGAUUUCUUCUUUUCCUUCUCCACUAUAGGCUCUUUGCUUUUCUUUUUGAUUGCCGAGCUUUUGCCAAAGAAAACAUGCUUCCUCUUUCUCUGCUUAAAACUGCUCAGGGCCAUCCUAUGUUGGUAGAGCUUAAAAACGGGGAGACGUACAAUGGGCAUUUGGUCAAUUGUGAUACUUGGAUGAACAUCCAUCUCCGUGAAGUAAUUUGUACUUCCAAGGAUGGAGAUAGGUUUUGGAGAAUGCCUGAAUGCUACAUCCGUGGUAACACAAUCAAGUAUCUUCGAGUUCCUGACGAGGUGAUUGAUAAAGUUCAGGAAGAAACCAAGAGUCGCUCUGAUCGCAAACCACCUGGAGUAGGGCGUGGCAGAGGAAGAGGUAGAGAGGAUGGUCCUGGUGGAAGGCAAACAAAAGGAAUUGGUCGUGGGAUAGAUGAUGGAGGUGCUAAGGGUCCUGGUGGAGGCAGAGGCAGGGCUGGACCAGUUGGAAAGACUGGUGGUGGCAGAGGUGGAGGCCGAGGCCGAGGUUGAUGUGCUUCUUUAAAACUGAGGGUGAGUUUGCCAUUUUAAAGGAAUUUUUUGGGCCAUUUUCCAUGUUGAACUGUUAGGGUGAUUAAUAUAUCUUAAUCUUUGGCCCGUGAAGUUGAAUGGUUGGUUUCUAGUAACAAAUGUAUGUAGGCUGUAUCACAGUACUCAAUUUAGGAUUUUGUAUGAUGGUUUGUUUUUUACUCGGUUGUUGUUCUUACCAUGCUGAGGUUCGAAAUUAUGAUAGUUGAAUGUCCAGUUUAUGAUUUUAGAUAAUGCUCCUCUUUUGCCUGCA
Messenger RNA from Mangifera indica (mango), 934 nucleotides. RefSeq names its product probable U6 snRNA-associated Sm-like protein LSm4. Bases 34 to 645 code for a protein of 203 amino acids. Gene Ontology annotation, molecular function: U6 snRNA binding. The transcript has 8 exons. Gene Ontology annotation, biological process: P-body assembly; nuclear-transcribed mRNA catabolic process; mRNA splicing, via spliceosome. Lineage: Eukaryota; Viridiplantae; Streptophyta; Magnoliopsida; Sapindales; Anacardiaceae. The record is from RefSeq and is a predicted model, not a curated record. Gene Ontology annotation, cellular component: U6 snRNP; P-body; spliceosomal tri-snRNP complex.